AUGGCCUGGCUGAAUGGAAUAGGAUUCGCAAGCGGGAGCGUAACAAACGUAACAGAGAAGAAAAAAAAACAAAAGAGGAAAAUGCAGUUACUGCAUCCUGGCAGUAUUUAUCCCAGUACAUCGGAACUCUAUAAUGACCAAAGACUCUAUAACCACGAAUCGGAUGAAAACGAACCUGUGUCGGUUCUUAAAACGGAGGAAAUAAUAAAACCUUUCAGUGAUGAAGACAUGCGCAGGAACGGCUUUGAUGUUCCGCAUAUAGACGAGGAUGAGUACACAAAUCCGUUUAGUGAUUAUGACGGCUACAGGACGGAGUCUUCACCGAACAAUGGGAAUUCUGGUGAGACGGUAAGAAAUUUUGCUGGUCAUUUCGUGCCAGUGCGGAAAGAAAGCGAGAACUUUAAUACACCGAUGGUAAAACAUGUUGAAAAUAGCAGGAAAUGUUCUACGAGUGUUUCAUCCUGUUCGAUGAGUAUGGAUGAGACAACCAGCAGUUCAGAUGCACAGAUAGCUUUCACAGCAAAGAAAGUUAGCACUAUGAACAUGCCAACAGCUUCCGUGUCAGAAACAGCAAUUGAUAUGAAUACGCCGGUAUCUCCUGUGUCAGAGAACUUGGAAGAGGGCAUUAACGAUGAAAACAUGCUGGCAUCUCCAAUGUCAGAAAGCUCAGAUGAUACUGACGGCACGCAAAUCACGAUGAACCUCUCGUCUAUAUCAAAAAGCACGGAAGAAGAAAAAGUUGAUGAUAGGGUUGUAACGAUAAACGAUCCAAGUGUGUAUCAAGGUUUGGUGGACAGGCUGCUGGUCAAUCGAGAGAGUUCAAGGAAAACGAAUGUCUUUUAUUCAAGAGAAAAUCAAAAUAACAUCGAAACGGGAAGCGCUACAGAAUACACAUCAGGCUGGCCAAGAACCAAUGGACAGGAUAUCGCGUCUCUUCUACAAAAGACGGGGCUUUUCCUUGGUUCUGGUCAACCUCACCAUGAUUCUGACGCUGACUACGAAUUAUUCUCCGGUUCGAUACUCAACAGAAACGGUUUCGUGAACCGCCGUGGUACGCCCCUACCCGAUGUCCCGCAAAAUCACAUGAACCUAGGAUCGAAUGCGAGAAGUAGCAACACCAUUUAUGAUCACGGCGUAUCAAAAAAGGUCAUUAAAGCAGAAUAUCGGCAAUGGGAAUGGGUGCACGCAAGCUCAGAGUUUUCGUCAAAAGAAAAUUCUAACGAAAAAUACCCCAUGGUCAAGGAGAUGGUAGAAGAGGAAAGCAUUUCCUCAUCAGAUUUGCAUGAUGAUGAUUUGAUGAGUGGUUCCUCGAUCAGUAGCUCUGAGGAGGAUCUUUGUGCUGGUUCCAUGCAGGGUAACGAGCCUAUCCGUUACGUCCAGCAAGAGCAUCAUACUGGUGCAAGCGAUUCGUUUGACUCGGAAGACAUCAGUGCGAGCGACAGCAAUUUUUCGAGCGUUGAGGACGAGCAAAAUAAACACGUUGAACAUUAUCCGGAUUUACAUGCUUCUUCAAGCAACUCAGAGCUAAUUGAUUUUUCGUCUUUUCUCACGCAGCCAAGAAGCGAUGAAAUCACUGAUUUGAGGGAGCAAAGGGAUCCUCUGCAUUCGGAAUCGUUUUUUUCAUCACAGAAAAACGAGCAUAAACUCGAAAAUGACGCGAGCACUCGCAGUGCACGCACAGUAAAUAUGGACAGCACUUCGAUGCUCACGGGGUUCACAACGGCGAGUAAGAAACAGAUAUAUGUCAGCGAAGAUGCCAUAAAAAAAAUGGCUAAGAGACUUGAUCAGGAUUCAGAGCGCGCAGCGGAUGACAAUGCUGUCGGUGUGAGCAUGGACGUCUUCGAUGAGGAGAACAUUUUUAAUGAUGUAAGGAUGAGGGAGAACGCACAGGUCAAAGUAUCUGUUUUAACCGAAGAUUGCGUAUUCUCUGAUGGAGAGCCGUCUAACAAAUCAAAGGAGGAGUCGAACGAAAAUGGCAAGCGAACUAGACCGGGUGAUACGGUGGAUGGAGAAAGUGUGAUCAGGAAUGAUAGAUCACAUAUUACGGGUGCAAAGGCAGAAGAUACGCGGAAUGGCAGAGAUUUAAAUGGAAAGCAAUCAAAAAAUAGAAGUGAUACCGGAAAACAAAUCGUGAAAGAAUUAGAGGCGAGUGCUAUUAAUGGGAUGGAGAAAAAGGUGCUAGAGAUCAGCGAUGAAACGAAUAAAAAUCGAAGCAUAUCGCGAAUUGGUGGUCGGAUUGACAUAUGCAAUUCAAAGUUCUGUGUUGAUGGAGCACAAAAAGAAAACGAACCAGUCGUGGGAGCAAAUGCCAAAGACAAGAACAAACAGAAUCGGAUCGUAAAACACGCGUCUAAAGACGAAAUCAGGGUAAAAAUGGAUGAUAUUGCGCCAAUAAACAACGAUAUCAUCACAAAAAAUGCACCGAUGCGCAUGUACGGAAAACCUGUGAAGGGACAUACAACACUAGAAAUACAGAAGAACAGAAAAAUCGAAGAAAUUUACGCCAAAAUUGCAAAGAAAUACAAAAAUCAGAGAAAAGAAUGGGUCGAUGUGCAGUUCAAAUGGGCAUACCUGAGCUGCUUCAAAUCGAAUACUCUAGAGAGGGACAUUGCAGACAGGAUGGAGAAAAGAAGGAUAAGCGAGUACAGCAUUCUCCGGCGAAUCGUUGAGGGUGACGAUGUAUGCUUUAAAUUGAUGUGCCUGAUGAUCGUAAGGACGGGCAGCAUGCUUGAGCUUUACGAUGGCUUUUACUCUCUGCUUUUCAGAGCGGACAAGGCGAUACAGGGGCGUGUUGUGGCACAGAAAUUGAAAAUUGGCGAUAAAAUUUAUGUUUUUAACGCAGAGUUGCUCACACAUGAGAAGGAUAUCCUUGCGAUAGACGGGCCUGCCUUUCAGAUGCACUCGAACUCGGUGAUGCGCGUACGGGAUGAUAAGAAACUGGGAUAUACCAAAUGCGCGUCGUUCUUGAUCAAAUUUACGAAUGUGGACAAGACAGGCGGUCUCGUUCCAGCGAUUGAGUUCUCGAUUAUCAAAAUUGUUGAGGACAAGGUACUGAUUCAGUGCCAAGGACUGAAACGAGCCGUAGAUAUGACCAAACUGGAAGAGGAGAUGGAAUACAUGAAGGUGUUGGCCGUCAAACAUGGCGUUAAAGAAGAGUUCAAGCUGAAAAGAUACUGCAAGCUGCUUGUCAAGGACCUUCAUAGCUGCAGAGAAGGCAUUUUUACAUGGUGGAAUAUCAGGGAAGAGAUAAGGAUAGGCGACAAGAUAAGAGCAAUCAGCACAGCAAUUGUCAACGAUACGGUUGGUUUGCACUUCAACACCAUCAACAGAUCGUAUGUAGCAAAAAUGUAAGUAUCUGCCUAUUUGAUUUGGCACUGGCAUUAAAUAAAAAAGAGGAAUAGACCAAGUAAGCUUACGCUGCCGAUAUGCCAAGACAGAUCUUUUGCCAGAACAGAAGGACCAAAAACCUUCACUUCGUAUUACUCCAUAAAACAGAGAAGUAUUUUAAUUGUUGUACAGGCAGUAACCUUUGUUUUAGUGCCCGUUCAUUAGCGAUUCUCCAAUUUUUUUCGUUACCAGUCCAACUUACCAAUAUCAACCAAUUUUCU
Molecule: messenger RNA, 3608 nt
Organism: Vavraia culicis subsp. floridensis
Lineage: Eukaryota; Fungi; Microsporidia; Pleistophoridae
Exons: 1
Coding region: 1-3351 (1116 amino acids)
Biological process (GO): double-strand break repair via homologous recombination; regulation of DNA-templated transcription
Source: RefSeq, a predicted model, not a curated record